AUUUUAUAGGAAGGUUGUUGUUGUUGUAUUUGUGUCCUCCAUUCAGGAUAGAACACGAAAAGUGAUUAAGACAGCUAUCGACAAAAUCCCUCAUUUCCCCAUUCAAGAGAAUCGAACGUCACCGGGAAGUAAAACUGCUGUUCCUCCGCCUCUGCUCCUCAAAGAUUGUUCUCCGAGAACAGCUCCGCGUUGAUGGACCCCGACGUCGUCGAAAUCUCGCCCCUCGAAAUUGCUCGGAAAGGUAACCUGGUUCAUACAUCUACCGUAUCAGAAUAUGGCCUGGGUGGAGAAAGGGAUCUAUUCAAAGCUCCGGAACCAUUCAUUGGAGAACCAGUUGUGGGCCUUGAUCCCAUGACAGCAGCCAUCUCAAUGAUAUCUUCUGGGGAAGAUGUUAUCUCCACCCAAGGACUCAAGGUUGCAGGCAUUGAAUCACUCCAAAGUGAGCCGCUUUUGAGUGAUGUUUUCUGUGAGUGCAGGGAAGAUCUCUUGGAAAAAGCAGGAAUAGAAUCACCUCUCUCGAAAGUCCUUGGUAUGAAGAUUCCUCUUUCGGGGACUGCUGAAAACCAAAUUCAAGAAAACAAACCACUUCCUGAUGUACCAUUUCAGAAUAGUGUCAGCUCAGAAUGUUUAAGCUCAUUGGAGUGGAUGCAUGGAGCUGCAGUGAAACCAAAUUUCCUGGAUUUUCCUGGGAUGGAUUUUGGUGCAGUUUACAGGAUGCAGAGAGAAUUUAGUCAAAGAGACAUUAAGGCAAGGGAUGGGUUCGGGCAGUGCUGGUUUGGUGUUGCCUCCUCUUCAUGCGUUACUGAAGACCGCCAGGAAAAGCUCUCCAGAUACAGGAAUAAGAGGAAAAAGAGGAACUUCGGCAGGGAAAUCAAGUUUGAUCAGAGGAAGAAGUUGAUGGGCCUCCCAACUAGUGGUGAUGAGAUGCAGAAACAGGAGAUUCUGAAGAAAUUCAUGGCUGAGCAUCCGGAGGUGGACUUUUCAAAACAGGGCUAGGUUCAUUAUUUUGGCCCAUCGAACUUUGGGCCGAGCCCAGGCUUU
Messenger RNA from Alnus glutinosa, 1041 nucleotides. RefSeq lists its product as uncharacterized. Bases 193 to 996 code for a protein of 267 amino acids. The record is from RefSeq and is a predicted model, not a curated record. NCBI's taxonomy places the organism in Eukaryota, Viridiplantae, Streptophyta, Magnoliopsida, Fagales, Betulaceae. The transcript has 6 exons.